Bacidia gigantensis is the source of this 2259-nucleotide messenger RNA. Its product is annotated as putative NRPS-like protein biosynthetic cluster. The coding region runs from base 1 to 2259 and encodes 752 amino acids. Gene Ontology annotation, biological process: secondary metabolite biosynthetic process; amino acid activation for nonribosomal peptide biosynthetic process. The record is from RefSeq and is a predicted model, not a curated record. The transcript has 2 exons. Gene Ontology annotation, molecular function: catalytic activity; phosphopantetheine binding. Gene Ontology annotation, cellular component: cytoplasm. Lineage: Eukaryota; Fungi; Ascomycota; Lecanoromycetes; Lecanorales; Ramalinaceae.
AUGAUCCAGGCUUUCACGGGGGAGGCGCAGGGGUAUCAGCAUGUGGCGCUGGGGGAUGUGCAGCGGGGAUGGCGGCGGGCUGUUGCUGCUGAUGGUGGUGAUGGGGGGAACGCAGAUAAGGAGUUGGUUAAUGCGAUUUUUUUGUUUCAGAAGCGUGCGGUUUUGGAGGAGGAGGAGGAGGAGGUGUUGUGGAGGGUGUUGGAUAUAGACGCGGAUGGGAACGGGGAAGGGGCUGAAUACCCCAUCAACUUCGAAAUUGAGCAGCACGACGAGACCGUGCGUCUUCUCCUCUCUUCGUCUUCGCGUCUGAUAGACGACGCAGCAGCUUGGCUUCGGCGCUACGAGGAUAUCUUCAAUGAUAUCCUGCUGCAUCCCAACAGACCCGUGGUCGCGUUUCCGGAGACGUUGGCGGAGCUGCCUUUGUCGCCACCGCCCUCCCCCUCCCCCUCCCAUUCGCCAUCGCCUUCGCCUUCUGGCCCCGUAGAAGAAUUCCCUUCUGAAGAGGUAGAUGUCCUUCGCGCUGCACUCUCCGAACUCCCCGCAUCGAAAAUCGAAAUGGACACCUCGAUAUUCGCACUAGGUAUCGACUCAAUCUCCGCCAUCGGCGUGGCGUCGAAGUGCCGUAAAAGCGGGCUCGAUGUCAGCGUCGCUGAUAUCCUGCUAGGCCGGAGCGUGCGGGGGAUUUUGCGGAUUGUAAGGAGCCGACGCACUUCCCAUCCCAAUCCUGACCACAACAAUCCCAUGCACGCCCAAGGCCUUGAUGAUAGAGUUUUAGUUUCAGAAGGUGCGAAAAGGGCGGCGUUGAGGAUUUGUGGUGUGGAUGGUGUGGGGAAGGGGGAGGUGGAGGAAUUCCUCCCCUGCCUCCCCGGGCAAGUGUAUCAUUUGGCGAGCUGGUUGAAAUCAGGGCGGACGUUGCGGGAAGCUACGUUUGCGUAUACCGUUGCUGAGAAGAUUGAUGAUGGAAAGUUGCGCGCUGCGUGGGAGGGGCUGAGGAAGAGGUAUGUGGUGUUGAGGACGGUGUUUGUAGCUACCUCAUCCACAGAGGUGGUGCAAGUUGUCUUGACCCCGGAAGCUUCGAAUGGGGAUGGGGAGGGGGAUGAUAUGUCUUUCCGUUGUUCAACGCUUAAGGGUGAGGGCAAGGAGAUGAGGGAGGGAGAUGGAGUCGAAGAAUACAUCAAAGCCGAAGCGGCGGCGCUAUUCGAUCUCUCCACCCCUCCCGCGCGUCUGGUUCUCAUACAAGAUCUCGAGGGUGAUCAGUCGCUCAUCUUACUCCAUCUCCACCACGCGCUCUACGACGCCUGGACUAUCGAAGGACUGGUGUCUGACCUCGCUGCUCUGUAUCAUCAGCAGACUCUCCCGCCGCUGCAGCCAGUGAACCGCUUCGUCCAAUCUACCCUAUCCGCCCUCGAGAUCGCACGGGAAGAGAGUCGGGGGCGAGAGGACUGUGCUGCGCUCCUCAGCUUCCCUGAUCCCGGCGGAUGGAAGGGGGAGGGGAAGGUCUUCUUCCUCAAUCACGAAAUCCCCUCCCUCCGCGCGCUGGAGACUACAUGUCGGGAUGUCGGUGUAUCGGUCCCGACCGUCUUGCUUGUUGCUUUCGCGCGUGUGCUUGCGAGGUGGGUGGGGGUGGGGAGUCCGAUUUUUGGGAUUUAUCAGAUGGGCCCGUCUGGGUUGGCCGGGGGUGGGGCCAAUGAGGUGGCGUUCCCGUGCUUGAACGUCCUGCCCAUGACUGUAAAGAAUGUGCGUGAAAAGGGAGUGCGGGAGGUGGUGGAGAGCGUGCAGGAGGAUCUUGCCGAGCGGUCGAAGUAUGAGCAGAGUUUUCUUCAAGAUGUAGUCGGAGGGGGGUUAGGGGUUGAGCCGCUGUUCAACACAUGGGUGAAUAUCCUUUGGCACUCUCCCUCUCCAUCCCUGACCGGCAGCACCACCCCUACUACAGCUGAUACCUCAGACAUUUCUGCUGCUGUUAUUGACGGACAAGGAGGAGUUGAUAAGGCCGAAUGGGUCCCUUAUACACCUCCUGCAUCAUCCCUUGAAUCCCUCAUCCCGACAGAAAGAACAGACGGUAAAACCACCAUAGAUGCGCUGGACACGCGCUAUCUAGCAGACGAGAAUGUGUUCCUUGAUAUCACGCGGAACAGUGAGGGCAAUUGCGUGGAUUUAAUUCUAAGAGUUGAUAGGGGUGCGUUGAGUGGGGAAGGGGGAAUGGGCCUGCUGAAGGAGGUUGGGGCGGAGGUGAGAAGGUGUGUUGAGGAGUUGACGUGA